Argiope bruennichi is the source of this 5815-nucleotide messenger RNA. RefSeq names its product lactosylceramide 4-alpha-galactosyltransferase-like. NCBI's taxonomy places the organism in Eukaryota, Metazoa, Arthropoda, Arachnida, Araneae, Araneidae. The transcript is spliced from 6 exons. Gene Ontology annotation, molecular function: hexosyltransferase activity. Gene Ontology annotation, biological process: glycosphingolipid biosynthetic process. The record is from RefSeq and is a predicted model, not a curated record. Bases 460 to 1494 code for a protein of 344 amino acids.
AAAAAAAAAAAAAAAAAAAAAAAAAUGGCAUCAGCGUGGAUUUUAUAAAACAAUUUUGGUUUCCAUGGCAACAAGCAUGUAUAAUUUUGCUGGAGUGUUGGAAAACAGCAGAGCUAAAUUAUUUUUUAAUUAUUCUUUCCUUUAUAAGUUGCAUAAUUAUUUCAUCAAUUACUUUCUUUUGACAUAGUCUAUUAUUUUCUUUUGAGGCUGCCCAAUAAUUACAAUAUGAUUUUUUUUUUUUUUUAAAGAAAGCUUCAAACAGUCAGACCAAUCCAAAAUAUUUUGUUACCCUUGCCUUGCUAAAGGAAGACCUGGCAUUUAAUUGAAUUAAAGUUGUUGCAACAGCAAAGAGGAGGUAACAAGGGCUGAGUUCUAAUCACUAGGUACCAGCCAUGCUAUAACUCUUCCUGUAGGAGAUGUGUCUCAUCAUGAACUGGAAAACUGAUAAUUAUUUUCUGAAUGAUGACAAAAGCAAUUCCUUGGAAAGCAAUUCGAAAACUCUUAGGGGUUUUCAUUAUUUUUGUUUGUUUUUUCUUUAUAUACAGUCCUGAUUCAGGUAAAAAGGCUUCAAACAAAAAGUCUUGCAAAAUUGUUGAUUAUGCUUGCCGAGAUGGUAAUCUUCUGAAGGGUGCUUUGGGUGAUUAUUAUUGUGUUAACGAAUCCAUCUUUUUUGUGGAAACAUCAUUUUCUAAUGUUUUGACCCCCAGACAAGCGUGUGCUAUAGAAUCUACUGCUCAUCAUAAUCCGUCUUUCCAAGUCUAUGUUCUGAUGACACCAAUAAAAGCUAUUGAUUUUAGUGAUUCUUAUAUAAAAAUCAUUAGUACACUAACUAAUGUACACUUAGUGCAUAUUACUAUUGAAGAUCUUGUAUGUGGAAGUCCUGUAUGGAAGUGGUUUGUCUCUGAGAAAUGGAAGAAAAGCAAAUGGCAGGCUAGUCAUUUGAGCGAUGCGUUAAGGUUCUUUUUAAUCUGGAAAUAUGGUGGCAUGUAUCUGGAUAUGGAUAUUGUUUGUUUACGCUCCAUGGAACAUCUGAGAAAUAUAGCCAUCACAGAAAACUGGGAAAGAGUUGCUUCUGGAAUAUUAAUCUUUCAAAAAGGACAUGAGUUAAUGAAAAGGUGUAUGUAUGAUUUUGUACAAAAAUAUGACUCCUCAAAUUUUGUUGCAAAUGGUCCUGGCACUAUUACUCGAAAUAUUAAAGCUUACUGUGAUAUGGAUAACAUUGGUAAGAUAUCUGGUGCCGAUUGUAAUGUAGAUAUUCUGCAACCGGCAGCAGCUUUUCCUAUACCGUAUGAUAAAUGGCAAGAUUAUUUUAUUCCUACAACUAAUCUCAAUAUUUCAUUGUUGUUUGAUAAAAGCUACUUGAUACAUGUAUGGAACAAAUUUAGUAAAAUUUCGAAAAUGAAGGUAGGGUUAAACAGUUUGUAUGAAUUAGCUAUGGCACAGCAUUGUCCUUUAGUUUAUAAACACAUUGUGUUAGUUGGAUAUGCUAAGUAAUUUUAUUUACUAUUUUACUUUUUUUUUUUUUUUAGUAUUUUUAUUUUUUAUUUACUUGUGCUGUUUCCAAUUAAUUUGCUAUUAAGGUUAGUAAAACCUAUUUUAAUGUGUGUUGUCUGAAUCUUUUAUUUUAUAUACUUAUAUAUUUUUUAAUUUUAAAGAAUGCUUUAUGAAUCUCUGAUAUAAGAAAUCUCAAAUAAGAAAUCUCCAAAAUAAAAAGGCAUAAGGAUUUGAAGCAUAUUGUUCGAAACAAAGCAGAAUUUCUUGAAAAUAACUGUUUUUAAAAUGAUCCAACAAUUCUUUUCAAUAUUUUUUGGUUCUAGCAGUUCUUUUCAAUAGUUUUUGUUUUUGAUUGUUUCCCUGAAUAUAACAAAUGCAUCAUAAAGAAGCUUUUGAUGAUUAGUCAAAUAUUUAAAUCUUAUUAAAUUAUCUUGCUCCACUUGCCAUUUAGUGGUCAGAAAAAUUAGUUUCAUUGUCUUCUUUGUCAAUAUUCUUGAUCUGAUUACUUUUUAUUGCAUGUUUUCACCGAAAAUUUAUCAACUUUUGAAAUCUUUACUUUUACAAAUUUCUCUAGAAAAAGUUAAUUUUUUUAUUGAUGCAUGCGAAUUCAAUAGCAUACAAAUGUGUAUAUAUUUCUUUGCAACAAUUCUUAUCCUUUCUAUGCUAAUAAGAACAAAUAUUUCAAUAUAUUUUUAAGCAUUCCAUCUAUGCACUUUGAAUAUCCAUUCUGACCAUUUUCCCUUUAUUUUAGCUGUACAGGGAAAAUUCCAUUUGAAUAGUUGUUGAUUAAAUUUUAUUGUAUGCUAAUCAUAUAUGUAAUGUUUCGCAUUUAGGAUAGAUGAGAUUAAGAUACAUUCCCUAUUCGUUCAUAAUUGUGAUUUUUUUCCUCUCUUCUUAAACGUUUAUUUGUUCUGAAAGAAGUUCAUAUCUAAAGUCAUAAAGUUUGGUAACUUUUCCUUUAGUUCCUAUAGAAAUGAAAAUGGAAUUCCUAUGGAAAAUGGACUUAACCACUUUCAUAAUCAAUCGCAAUUCAAUUUCUUUUAUUGAUCAAUUUUAUAUUCAGCAAAACAUUAUCAUUUCUUUAAAGAUAAUAAAUAUAAACUAGUUAUAAAUAAGAAAUUUACAGUUAAUUAAUUACAAAUUAUGUAAUGUUUCAUUUUUAAAAAAAAGCUUACACCACUUUUAAAAUAAAUAAUCCAGUUCAUUACAUCAAAGAGUAUUUUUUUUUAAACUUUGAUUUUGACAUUGCAAAAAAUUUGAUUUAAAAUAUGUUUGUGAAUCAUCAUCGUGAUUUAUUACAAAAUUUCGGAUGAGAACUUAUUGUUCUAUCCUAGAAUAUAUCUUAUAACUGCUAUUUUAUCAUUUGAGUAGAAAUUUAUACGAUAUAAGUUUUUGAAUUGUCUGAUGAUCUACAAUUUCUGCAUUUGUAAAUCUAGAGUGCCUUUGAGGUGUUUGUUCGAGUGCCUUUUUGGUGUUUAUAUAGAGUGCCUUUUUGGUGUUUAUAUAGAGUGCCUUUUUGGUGUUUAUAUAGAGUGCCUUUGAGGUAUUUUUGUAGAAUACCUUAUAGAGUCAUAUAUAGAGUGCCUUUUAAAUUCAUACACAAAAUUAGAGUAGGUACCAUUUUAAAAUCAAAUCUGAUUGUUGUGGAUUACUUUCUGAGCUUUUUGAUAACGGUUCGAUAAACUAUGAAUAAAGCUCUUACUCAUUUUUGUGCUGUAUCUUUCAUAAAAAUGAAUUUUGCGCUUUGUUAAAACUUUGGGUAGUUUUUCCACUCACAAUGUGCUGGGCGAAUAGUUUGAACUUUUAUUUUUAUCUGUUUUAUUUUACUAAAUGUUUGAUUUUACAAUCUCAAAAUUUAAAUUUUUAGAGCAUAGCUGUCCAAGAAAAUCCAGAAGAGAGCGCUGCUUUGUACAUAUCUAAUUGUGACUAGGAUAAUGUAUUUUUAAGCAAUUGCCCAAGAAGCUUAUCCCUGAGUAUGUGAUUAUCUAAAACAUUCUGAAAUUUUAAAUGUCAUAGUAGAAUGCUUUCUAUAUUGAUAAAAAUCCUUGUAGAUUUAUGUAUAUAUUGAGGGCCAUUCAUUCAAAUAUAUGUGUAAUUUUUAUAUCUAGUUUCAAAUCUUUAGCUAUUGAAUAGUAGCAUAAUUACAUUUAGAAACUAAUAUAUAGGAGUUCUAUAGUAUUAUAUUUGUGAUAUGAAGCUAAAUCCGUCUUUGUUCCUACUUUUGGUUCAUGAUGUGAUAUAAAACCAUCUUUAGAGUAGAUUGAAAGCUAAAUGAGGCAUCUAUUUUUAUUCCCUGAAGCAUUUAUUUAGAUUUAAUGAGGCAUUUAUAAAUGCCGAAUGAUGUGUUUGGUGAUUUAUCAAAGCAUUUAUUACUGUUAUUAUUUUAUGAUGUAUUUGUUGAUUUAUCAAAGCAUUUAUUACUGUUAUUAUUUUAUGAUGCUUUUAUUUUUUACACUGUAAGUGAAUUUAUUUUUAGUAUUUUAGGAUUAAAUUUUUUAUUUUAGACUGUUUUUUAAUUAAAGGCGGCGUUAGUAGAGGGGCAGUUAGCCCCCCCCCCCGUCGGUGUGAGAGUUUCAUUAGCAAAUGUUUUCACCACUUCAGGAGGUUGUGGAGAGCUGGGUAUUUAACGAAUAUGAUAAUUUAAUAUUAAUAUACUGUAAACAAUCGAAAUAUCCAAAUAAAGUUUAAGCGGUGCCUCUUUUGGCAAUAUAACCAACAAGGUGAUAGGUGAAUAAGAUGUCGCAUUUUACCGAUAAUUUUUGGUCGGUUCACUAAAAACUCAAUAUGAUGGAUGGCGAUGACGUUAAGUCCGAAGAUUCUCCGCACAAAAGAUCAAUAUCUAAAUUUUUUAAAAAAGCGGAAUAAUACGUAAUUUUCUUUAAUUAAAUGUACAAUGAACUACUAGGAGUUAUUUUGAAACCAAAUUAGAGAGAUUGUGCUUAGCCCCUUGUCUGAUUUAUCUUACCUCCCCGUCGGCAAACUUCUGCCGCCGCCUCUGUUUUUAAUUGUUAUUACAAAGCUAGUGAAGAAUAGUUUAAGAAUAUAGUGUAAUUUUAUAUAUUGCAUGUAUUGUCUGUAAGUGAUUAGAAUAGAAAGUAUUUUCAGUGUAAGUGUGUAUCAUGAAUCUUUCCAGUUCUACUAUUUUGCCGUAUUAAAAUAGUAGGAUUGGUUAGGAUAAUUGGGAACGAAUUUUUCAAACUUUGCCAUUUUCUUUAAUUUGAAAUGGUAAUAUCAGAUCGGAAAUAGGCCUGUAAUUUAUGCGAAUGUAUAAUCAUAUUCUGGUGGUGUCAUUAAGUAAUCUCUUUUUUAAUUCAAGUUAAUUUAUUAAUUAAGCAGUUUAAGUUACAGCGAUGCUCCUAAUUACCGUUUUUAUGAUCUUAAUUAUGUCAGACUAUAAAGUAAUUGGGAACGAAUACCGUUUGGGCUUCUGAUCAAAAUAACGGACUGAUUUGAAGACAUUAUGUUUGAAAUAAUAAUCAAGUACUGCUUCUUGCCUCAGAAUUUAUUUUAUUGCCUAUUCCAACUAUCCCACACUGCUGAUUUUUUAAAAAUUGUUUCCCAUUAAAACAUAUUUUAUUUCGUGCAAUAUCGCACAUAUGCACAACCAUAAUUAUUCAAUAUGCUUACAGUUUGGAGUAAGUUAUAAUUAUUUAAUCCCCAAUUUUGAUUGGAAAUAGACCUUUAUAAAAAUUGAAAUGACUGAAUUUUAUGAAACAUGAGAGGACUCGGAACUUUGAUUACGAAACAAAAACACUGAAACUAAAACAAGAAAUCACACUGAAAAAGGAGAAAAGUGUUGUCUUCCUCUAAAGUGCCUUAAGGAAGGUGCAUGUUUUUCGCUCACUAAUGCGUACUGUAGUCAUUGUUCCCAAUUACCCUCCCUGAUCCUAUCUGUUUAUAAACACAAAGUAUUUUUUAAAUGCGUACAAAAAUACAGCUUUUUAUAUCAAUACAGAUAAGUGCCAGAUUCUAGUAUUAUUCAAUACUUUUGUUUAUCUUGCUUUGAAAAUGAUUAAUAGUGAAAUCUUAAAUUUAUUUUUCUAAAAUAUCUUGUUAAAAGUAAGGGAAUGUUACUGAUAAUGACGCUUUAGUUAUUUCUACUUGUUUACAAUGUAUAUGAAAGUGCAUUCUGUAAUAAUUUACUGAGGGUUUUUUUUAUUUUCAUAAUUUAAAUGAGAAGUUUGUUAAUUUUUUUGUUGAAUUUAUUAAAUUAUUUAUGCAAAAUUUUGUAAUUAAAAUUCAAAUAUUAAUCUUAUUCACGGUAGCAGUAAGUCAAACUCAUUUUCCUCUACUAAGAUACGUGAUAGUGUUAUUUUAAAAU